Molecule: messenger RNA, 2071 nt
Organism: Chlamydomonas reinhardtii
Lineage: Eukaryota; Viridiplantae; Chlorophyta; Chlorophyceae; Chlamydomonadales; Chlamydomonadaceae
Exons: 5
Coding region: 89-964 (291 amino acids)
Molecular function (GO): acyltransferase activity, transferring groups other than amino-acyl groups
Source: RefSeq, a predicted model, not a curated record
UUAAAAUUUGUUUCUGCAGCUCCAAAACCACAAGGCGGCCUCCCCACCCUCAGUUAACGCGGGUCAUCGAAACCUUGUCGACAGCACAAUGCGUACCGCCGCCACCGUCCCCGCCCACAGCUCGUUUCAGCAGCGUGGCGAUGUGGCGACCAAGUGGCCUGUCCUGCAGGCCGCUGCGGAGAUGGCUCACGCAUCGCCGGGGCCAUCGAUGGCUCCUUCGGUCUGGGCGCCUGCGCCUAUGCAAGACGCGCCUGUGCGAGACGGCGCCCAAUCCAUCAUCCGAACGCUGAAGGAGUCCGACACUGGAGCCAUCACGCGCGCGUCGGUGUGCUUUGGCCGGUCGAUGCGGACCGACCCCACCAUGACCUACGUCACCGGGGGCCGCUGCCCGGAGCGCGUGGGGGCGCUGUUCGAGCAGGUGGCAGCCAUGUGCAUGCGCGGUGCCCGCGACCCCGCCACCAUCUGGCUGCUGGAGACGCCCCGCAGCGGCGGCGACAGCGACAGCGCGGACGUGGUGUGCAUCGCAAGCGAGUACCCGGCCGCCUACCCCAGCGACUGGGAGCUGCUGCGCGCCGGGCUGCUGCGUGUGCUGCUGGCCUGCCCGGGCUGGGGCGUGGUGCGCGCGCUGAUGAGCCUGAUGAGCCAGUUCAGCACCCCUAAGGCGCACUUCAACAAGGAGCACGGCGAUUUCCUGUACAUCUGGUGCUUUGGCACUGCCCCGGAGCAGCAGGGCCGCGGGCUGGGCUCACAGCUGAUGCGGCGGGUGCUGCAGCACGCAGACGCAAAAUACCUGCCCGUCUACCUCGAGGCCAGUGGCGCCGCGUCGGCGGCCUUCUACCGCCGCCACGGAUUCCUGGAUAUCAAGCAGGUCCGGGCCAGCCCCGGCGCCCCAGAACUCUAUAUCAUGGCCCGGCCUCGCGCCUCGCAGCUGCAGCAGCAGGCCCAGCAGCAGGGCCAGCAGUAGAGUACGUUAGUGCCCAAGUGGGGAGAAAGCAGGAACAGCAGACAGGUUCGAUACCGUGUCGCAGGAUGCAGCGGAGGGGAGUCGUCAUGUUGCGGGUGUCAUAAUGUCACGAGAAGCGAAUGAAGGUCAAGCGAGACGUGCUGUGCGGAGUUUCAAGAAGCAGCGCCACGCAGUGUACCGUUGUAGAAGAUAGGUAUUGAUACUGCCCCCGCGGCCUGAUCCAUCACACUGCAUGAUAGCAUCAUGGACUCAUGCAUGUAUGAUGACACACGAGUGGGUGUGUACACAGCAUGGCGUGACAGUAGAUAGGGCGUGACAGUAGAUAGGGCGCUGCGGAAACAGGCUCUGGCCCGGGCCGAGUGGAGGUGGCCAGCAGGGCCAUCGCUUUCCACUACAGCCUCGCCGGUCUGGCCAGCCCCACGGCCCCACGGCAUCAGAGGGCUGCGCCAACAUACUCGGCAACGCGUCCUCACCUCCGGUUGUGUUGUUGGCGUGCGUGUUUGUGGGCCGGGAGUACAGCCAUCACAACCGGAACUUGCUUCUGAUCACCCUCUGCUCUUGCUUGUACUAGGAAUUCGGAGGCAUUGAGGCAUGGCAUCAGAAGCUCGUGUGUGGGGGAAUUCGAAUUUGGUGGUUCUGCACCUUACUGGUUUACCGGACAAGAGAAGUAGUGGACUGGCAAUGCUGCACGUAUGUCUGGGUAUGUGACUUGCAAAACUGCGUGUUGCUGUGUGGAGUUACCAGAGGCUGCUGUGUGCUUGUCGGACUUCUCCCUUGCGAGGGAACACCCUUGUCGGCGCAAGCAGGCAGUGUCAGUGUCAGUCCGGGUCCUUUGCUCCUGGAACAUGGAGCCAGAGGCAUCUAUCACCGGCAUAGCAUGUACUAGUGUUCGUAAGAUCUUGUGCAUGGGUUAAACACAUGGACACGUUGCGUGCUUCAUCCAAUCGCCCGUUAUUGACGAGUGUUGCGGAACUAAUGCGUACGUAGACCAGAGCGGAAGGCGGAGUGGGCUUGCAGGCGGCACCAGAGUAGGCAGUUCCUAAUAGUUCCUGACUGGCGCACAGCGUGGGCGCACACAUACGCCCCGCUUUGUAACCGUUUUGUGCC